Pestalotiopsis fici W106-1 is the source of this 1644-nucleotide messenger RNA. RefSeq lists its product as uncharacterized. Gene Ontology annotation, biological process: carbohydrate transport; transmembrane transport. The transcript has a single exon. The coding region runs from base 1 to 1644 and encodes 547 amino acids. NCBI's taxonomy places the organism in Eukaryota, Fungi, Ascomycota, Sordariomycetes, Amphisphaeriales, Sporocadaceae. The record is from RefSeq and is a predicted model, not a curated record. Gene Ontology annotation, cellular component: membrane. Gene Ontology annotation, molecular function: carbohydrate:proton symporter activity.
AUGGCCGAAACGACACUUGCAAAGGAUCAGGUCAUUUGUCAGACUCCUUCCGUCGACCAGGUUGAAGCAGUCACGCGCCAUGGAGAUCCGUCAGGGGACUUAUUCAACGAUGCAAAGGAAGCCACCGAGGCCGAGCACAACAUGACCCUCAUGGACGCUCUGCGACAAUACCCCAAAGCCGUCGGGUGGUCUGUUCUUGUGUCCGUCUCUUGUGUCAUGGAAGGCUACGACAUGGCCGUCAUUGGCCAGUUGUUUGCCCUCAAAGCAUUUCAAGAGGAUUUUGGUGAACCAAUCGAAGGUGGCUACCAAGUCACUGCCUUGUGGCAGAUUUUGCUUGGCAACGCUGCUUAUAUCGGUGUCAUCAUCGGCAUCUUUAUAAACGGUAUCAUAUCCGAAAAGAUUGGCAUGAAGAAGACCAUGAUAGCUGCAUAUAUUGCGAUAGCGGCCUUCACAUUUGUUCUCGUCUUUGCCAACAGCAAGGCUCUUCUCUUGGUCGGACAAUUCCUCUGUGGCAUACCCUGGGGCAUCUUCAAUGCCACGGCGCCGCAAUACGCCGCCGAGGUCUGCCCAACUGUGCUGCGCGCCUACUUAACGACAUUUAUCAACCUGACCUGGGUGGUAGGACAAUUGAUCUCGGCCGGUAUCUUUCGAUCCGUGCAAGGAAUAGAGGGCAGGUGGGCUUAUGGCAUCCCAUUUGCGAUUCAGUGGGUGUGGCCGGUACCCUUGGUGGUCGGCAUGCUUUUUUGUCCCGAGUCACCGUGGUGGCUGAUACGGCAAGGUCGCAUUGCGGACGCAGAGCAUGCACUCAAACGGCUUUCAGCUCGGGGUGAGAGUAGUGUGAAGAAGACUCUUGCCAUGAUGCUUCGCACAGAUCAGGAGGAGAGCCAAGUAUCCAAGGAGUCGUAUUGGGAUUGUUUCAAGGGAACCGAUCUGCGGAGGACAGAGAUUGCUCUUUGCGCAUGGCCCAUUCAAGUCUUCGCUGGUAUCUCCAUGAAUUCAUACAACACCUACUUCUUUCAGCAGGCUGGUGUCAGCUCCGAAACAGCGUUCAGUAUCAGUUUGGGAUACUAUGCCAUCGGGUUUUUCGGCACAGUCCUCUCGUGGUUUCUGAUCACUCAUUUCAGCCGCCGACGAAUUUUCAUCGUUGGAUUAACACUCAUGUGCUUGGUCAUGUUCAGUAUCGCCUUCGCCGCCAUCGCGCCCUCUUCUAAUCAGCCGUCAAUGUGGGCACAGUCAAUCCUGCUCGUCGUCUGGGUCUUCUUAUACGAUGUAUCUGUCGGACCACUAGCAUUUUGCAUUGUAAGCGAGGUUGGCUCAACAAGACUCCGCGCCAAGACUAUUGCGAUCGGGCGGUGCUCGUUCUACUUUUGGUUCACCAUUUUUGGCAUUGUAACACCAUACAUGCUUAACCCCGGUGCGGGUAACUUGAAGGGCAAGACAUUCUUUGUCUAUGGAGGUACCUGCUUGAUUUCCGCUAUAUGGGCAUAUUUCAGGCUCCCGGAGAUGAAAGGUCGCACGUAUGAAGAGUUGGACAUCUUAUUUGGGAGAAACAUUUCUGCAAGGAAAUUUGCCGAGACAUAUGUCGACGCUUAUGCCGAUGCUAAUGAGAAUGCAAAGGACUCAACAUCUCAAACAGCCAGGUAG